AUGCUGGCCGUCCUCCCCUUCCUCGCGGCCCUGGCCAACGCGGCCGCCAUCGCCCCCCGCCAGAGCGCCACGCAAGUCGUCCGGCUCAGCUCGGUCGAGAACGUGGCGGUCCGCUCCAACGGCCAGAUCCUCGCGACCAACAUGAACUCCGCCAACCUCUACUCGAUUGACCCCGUAGCCAAGACCUCCACCACGGCGCUCAGCGUCUCGGGCGCCACGGGCCUGUCCGGCAUCGGCGAGUACGCGCCCGACAUCUUCGCCGUCAUCGGCGGCAAGGGCAUCUACAAAGUCGACUUCACCAGCACCCCCCCGAAAUCCAGCCUCAUCAAGACCAUCACCGAAGCCAACAACCUCAACGGCCUGGCCGUGUUCGACAACUCAUCCGUGCUCGUGGCCGACGCGGGCAAGGGCGCCGUGUUCAAGCUGGACGUCAACACGGGCGCGUACGCCAUCGCGCUGCAGGACGCGAGCAUGGCCCCCACGGGCGGCAUCCCCUUCGGCAUCGACGGCAUCAAGUACCGCGACGGCGUCGUGUGGUACACCAACAUCUUCCGCAACAGUUUCCACAAGGUCGCCGUCGACCCGGCCACGGCCAAGGCCACGGGCGCCUACACCACGCUGUGGACCAACUUGAUGGGCGAUGAUUUGUGCUUUGGGCCUAAUGGCAAGAUUUAUAUUGCGACGAAUGGCCGGAAUUCGCUGGUCGAGGUCGACCCGGCUGUUGGCACGCCUACGAGUGUAGGGACCGUCACGGGCUCGACGUCGUGUGCCUUUGGGCGUGCCGAGGGCGAUAAGAAUGUGGCUUAUGUUGGGGCUGGCCAGGGGGUGUUUGCUGUGACGAUCAAGGCGUAG
Molecule: messenger RNA, 852 nt
Organism: Chaetomium globosum CBS 148.51
Lineage: Eukaryota; Fungi; Ascomycota; Sordariomycetes; Sordariales; Chaetomiaceae
Exons: 1
Coding region: 1-852 (283 amino acids)
Source: RefSeq, a predicted model, not a curated record